UCCACAAGGCCGACACGUUUCAGAAGAACGAAAGAGUUGCCAAAAAAACAGCAUGAAAAGCUUAACAUUCUUGGCAGCAGAGGGUUUCGUUCGAAGUGGUCCAUGUGUCGGUAAGAAUCUCAGUUACUUGUCUUACAAUCUCUACCCAAUCCUGUUUAAGGCAAGCUACUUGCUAGAAGAGGCAGAUGUGCUCCAUAACUUGGUCAAGACGUGGCCUCUCAUUGAGCUCAAUCUGCAAAAAUUACUGGGAAAAACUCCAGACUGCCAGACAGAUCUCACCUCGCGCACCUGCAGCCUCUGUCUCAAAGCCCUGCUGAUGGGAUUGAAGGACUAUGUUCUUUAUGAACCAACCACAUACGCCAAAGUCCUGCAGGUGGUGGAUCUGACUGGGCUGCAGGAUGUCGAGCACCAGGCCUGUCCAUGCAGAAGCUCUCUGGGCCGCUGGGCUCGCACCGAAAUGCUCACACGUAUGUGCUAUGAGACCAUGGUGGCCAUGCAGGCAGAUCAGGUAGCAGCAUCUGCAUGGGGUGUGGAGGUGGACAUCCGACUCAACACCUUCGUUACAGGAAGAAACUAUGAAAUGGUGGCACAGGCACUACUGUUGCUCAGGCACUGCCCGUUGAAAUUGCGCUGUGUGGGUUUGCGUGUGGACUCACUUCCUGUGAAGAACCUCUUCUAUUUGCUGCACCUGGUCAACACUGAAAGCCUGCAGAAGUUAGAGGUGGUGCAUAAUGUACAUCUGGAGGCUCCACAUUUGGAGGUGAUGCUGUCACAGCUUCAUUUUCCUCAGCUGCGCUCACUCACAUUACCAGCACAGGCACUGGAUGUGCGAAAACUGACUCGAGGUGAUGAAGACCUCCUCACAGUGCUGGGAGAACUAAUGAGCAAGAUGGGAGAGCUGAGAGAGCUCUACCUGGGCUUCUCAACCCUUACAGGACAACUGAGACGACUGCUCAGUCCACUGAACACUCCACUGCAGUGUAUAGAGCUGGCGAACUGUUCCCUCAGCCCUGUGGACAUGGCUUAUUUGGCUAACAGCCUACACAGCGAGUUCCUAGUAAAACUGGACCUGAGUGGCCAUGUGGUGUCUGAUCUCUUCCCCAACACCUUCCGUAAACUGCUGCAUCGCUGCUCAGUUACACUCAGCAGUCUGGGAUUGGAGGAGUGUGGCCUUUCGGAAGAAAACCUGGACCUCCUCAUUCAUGCACUGGGACCUUGUAAUGCCAUACAAGAGCUUAAGAUUCUGGGCAACCCACUGAGCACAGCAGCCCUGCGCCAGCUCUUUAACAUGCUGGCACAAGGCUAUCCAGCUCUGAGGUAUAUAGAGCUGCCAGUGCCUCGUGACUGCUACUCUGAAGAUGUAACCUACCCAAUGGAUGAUUCCACACUACUGAGUUAUGAUCGAGAGAAGUUCCACCAAGCCAGAAGUGAACUGGUGGCCAUUCUGGAGCGAGCUGGGAAAGGACAUAUUGAAGUAUGCACACCGCUGCUUGGUGUCUAUGAUCCUGACAUCCAUGAAACAAGCAACGAGCUUGGGAUUUCUAUGCUGCACUCGUUUAAUACAGUAAUAGGGAACUUUAUACACACUGUGACAAGCGUGACUGAACGGAGAGAACACCGCCUAAAUGAGUGAGAUCACGGAUCCUACUCAAGAUGCAUAAACAGAUCAGAUUAAACUUGCAAUUUGAGGUGCAAGAGCUGUAAAAUAUGGGAAGAGACAAAGUGCAAGGUGAAGUAAACGGCCGGAAUUGUGCAAUAUGGAACUAGAUUUAGAUCAUUGACUCAUUAAGUGAUUAUGCAGAUCGUAAAUAUCUCAAAAGAAUUCUUGGUUUCGUUUCACAUAGAACCAGUUAUACACUCACCGGCCACUUUAAUAGGAACUUGUUCUUGAUUCUAAGAUUCCUGUUCUUGGCUUUUAGGAGUGGAACCCAAUGAGGUCUUCUGCUGUUGCAUGUGGAGAUGCUUUUCUGCUCACCAUGGUUGUAAAAAGAGUUGCUAUACGCUUCCUGGUAGCGCAAACCAAUCUGGCCAUUUUCCUCUGACUGCUGUUAUCAACAAGACAUUUCCACCCAUGGAACUGUCGCUCACUCUGUUUUUUGCACCAUUCUGUGUAAACUCGAGACUGUUGUGUGUAUGAAAAUCCCAGAUCAGCAGUUUCUGAAAUACUCAAACCAGCCCAUCUGGCACCAACACCCAUACCACAGUGAAAGUCACAGAGAUCACAAUUUUUCCCAUUCUGAAGUGAACAUUAAUUGAAGCUCUUGAUUUGUAUCUGCAUGAUUUCAUGGAUUGUGCUGCUGUCAAGGGACUGGCUGAUUAGAGGACUGCAUAAAACAGCAAGUGUAUGGCAUUCCUAAUAAAGUGGCCAGUGAGUGUACACACGAGUCAACAGUGCAAACAAGAAAAUUCUGACAAGCGGGGGGGAAACAAAAUUUUAGCCUCACUAAAAACACUACAUUCUACAUACUUUAUCACUGUGGCAGUAGUAGUAUCUUUCACCUGCAAAAACAUGUCUUCCACAUAAUUGCAGGAAAUCAUAAAUGCUAUAGGUAAACUGGAAAUGUUGGCACCUUUGCAUAAGUAACCAGCCUUCCCAAUACUAGCUUAACUGCUUUGAACUCUGAUGUUCCGAGCAUUUCAGUGGUUUAUUUUUUUGAAGAAACAUGCAGAACACAUGAAAAAAAAAAGUUUAAACUUGUGUACAAUUAAUUAAUUUCAUUCAGAUGCAUAACUGUAGGAAAAACUUGGUGUUUUGUAAAGCUUGGUCUUAUGUAAAAUGCUGGGAUUUGAUGUCAGUUUAUUUACAACGUAUCCUACUUGAACAAAUCCGUGAUAAAGCGUUUACUUAUGACAUUUUAUAU
Neoarius graeffei (lesser salmon catfish) is the source of this 2861-nucleotide messenger RNA. RefSeq names its product leucine rich repeat containing 14B (gene lrrc14b). The transcript has 3 exons. The record is from RefSeq and is a predicted model, not a curated record. NCBI's taxonomy places the organism in Eukaryota, Metazoa, Chordata, Actinopteri, Siluriformes, Ariidae. Gene Ontology annotation, biological process: negative regulation of cell differentiation; negative regulation of apoptotic process; negative regulation of DNA-templated transcription. The coding region runs from base 53 to 1633 and encodes 526 amino acids. Gene Ontology annotation, cellular component: cytoplasm.